This is a messenger RNA of Carassius auratus (goldfish), 2180 nucleotides long. It is a transcript of the gene mfsd1l, whose product is annotated as major facilitator superfamily domain containing 1-like. Lineage: Eukaryota; Metazoa; Chordata; Actinopteri; Cypriniformes; Cyprinidae. The coding region runs from base 202 to 1656 and encodes 484 amino acids. Gene Ontology annotation, molecular function: transmembrane transporter activity. The record is from RefSeq and is a predicted model, not a curated record. The transcript is spliced from 13 exons. Gene Ontology annotation, biological process: transmembrane transport.
GGACGACUAUUAGUCGAUAGAAAAUCCGGAUCGACUGUUCCCGCAGUUUAACGCUUUUACUAAUUUCAUCAUGAUUUAUAGAUCAUACGAUAUCUCCGGUGCAUUCUGAAGUUCUCCACCUUUGUGGGUCACGUAAACAAAAAGAAUUGAGUCUGCUUUGUCGUUGUUUGGGAGGACUGCAGCGAUUUAUAUGAGCUCGAGAUGGCCAAAGCUGCAGAACAAGCCUAUUACCGGUUUGUGGUCCUGUUUUUUAACUGUAUGCUGACUUUCGGCUCUUAUUUCUGCUUUGACAUCCCCAGUGUCCUCCAGGAGCAGUUUCAGGGAAAUUUGACAUGUCCUAACGGGACGCUGAGUAACAGCACUGCUAAUGGCACAGGAGCGUGUGUGGAAGGAUUGGGAAUGACGCCACAGGAGUACAACCUGCUUUAUGCCAUCUACGCCUGGACGAAUGCUGUGGUGGUCAUCAUGGCAGGAUUCCUCAUUGAUAAGUUGGGAAACCGCUUUGGUGUUUUCCUGUUCUCCUUCCUGACUGUGCUGGGAUCAGCUAUCUUUGCAUUGGGGUCUCAUUUUAAGGGCACGACAUACCUGUUACCCCUCAUGCUGACCGGACGACUUCUGUUUGGUUCUGGAAACGGAUCCCUGACCAUUGUCCAGAACCGUAUCACAGCGUUCUGGUUCCGCGGGAAGGAGCUGGCUCUGGCGUUUGGGCUGACCCUGGCCUUCUCCCGCUUGGGCUCGGUUCUGAACUUCUUCCUGACGCAGAGGUUUGAGUCUCAGUACGGUAUGCAGUGGACGCUGUGGGGAGGCACGUUCCUGUGUGUUCUUGGCUUCCUGUCGGCUAUAACGGUCAGCGUUCUGGAUAAGAUGGGCAUGAAGCAGCUGGGAUUGGAUGGAGUGAUUCAGGAGGAGUCACGCAAAGUGAGAGUUCAGGAUGUGAAGCGUCUGUCUCUCAGAUACUGGCUGCUGGUUCUUACCAUCAUGUUCUUUUAUAAUGGCAUCUUCCCCUUCAUCGCUGAUGCCAGUAAGUUCAUCCAGGAUAAAUACAGUGGAUACAGUCAGAAGGAGGCGGCGUACAUCGCAGGAGCUGUGUAUGACAGUUCACUGGUGCUGUCUGCUGUCGUCGGCAUCCUCAUCGACCAUGUGGGGCUGCGCGGUGUGUUUGCGGUGCUCUGUGCCGUGUUGACACUGCCUGUGUUUGGUCUGCUGGCCUUCACGUUCGUCCCUCCUCUCAUAUCUACCAUCUGGCUUGGCAUCACUUACUCAUUCGCUGCUGCGAGCAUGUGGCCGUCCAUCCCGCUGGUGGUUCCUCAAGCCACACUGGGUACAGCGAUGGGACUGGCCACAUCCGUACAGAUGAUCGGCAUCGGCGUUUCUAAUCUAGUGGUGGGACAGAUUCUGGGAACCAAAUCCAGUGAUGUUAAGAUCCCGUUGUGGAGAUGGCAAUACAUGAUGAUCUUCAUGCUGGCCAAUACCAUCAGCUGCAUAGUCACCUCUAUCAUCCUCAACAUCGUUGACUACAGACAGGGAAGCACUUUGAAUAAGACGACUAAGAGGUCAGCGGCUCAGAGCGCUCCUGCUCAGACCGACAGAGAACCGCUGAUGAAUGAAGAGGACAACGAGGAGAUCAACAAUUCUCCAUCCAUCAACAGGACAUAGAGGAAUCGCUCACAGUCUGUGUCUCGUGUCAUUGGAUGUUACUAAAGGGAAACGCGUGCUUUCAGAAACGUGUCAUAUGGUGUUCAGUAUUAACGCUAACAGAAAGACUUCAGGUACCCUCAUUUGAAGAGUUUGACUUCUCAGGCCACUCCUUAAACUCUGUUCUUGAUUACCAAGUUUAAUGUAAUUCUUUCAAGAAUGUGAAAGAUCAGUAAUCAUUUCUUAUAAAUUAUGGAAGCUGGUGUGGAAAUAUUGACACUCUUCUGUUUUAUAACAUCAGACAAACAUCAGCUAUGUCAGUUUGUUUUCUUAUAAGCCAUUGUUUCACAAAGGAACUGUUAUUGUCCUCCUAAUUUUGAGAUUAUUACAUGUCAUGUCAUUGUCAGAUACACAAAUCAUGAAAAGUUAACAUUGCCUUUAAACUUGCAUUAAUGGCUGCUUACAAAAUGAUUGAAUAAUAUGCAUUUUGCAAUUUUUAAGUUUUUUUUUAAUAAUAAUAAAAAAAAAGUUUUGUGUCACUAAGA